Molecule: messenger RNA, 454 nt
Organism: Gracilinanus agilis (Agile Gracile Mouse Opossum)
Lineage: Eukaryota; Metazoa; Chordata; Mammalia; Didelphimorphia; Didelphidae
Gene: POLR2I
Product: RNA polymerase II subunit I
Exons: 6
Coding region: 25-402 (125 amino acids)
Biological process (GO): transcription initiation at RNA polymerase II promoter; transcription-coupled nucleotide-excision repair; maintenance of transcriptional fidelity during transcription elongation by RNA polymerase II
Cellular component (GO): RNA polymerase II, core complex
Molecular function (GO): DNA-directed RNA polymerase activity; zinc ion binding; nucleic acid binding
Source: RefSeq, a predicted model, not a curated record
GCAGUCGGAAGUCUCACCAUCGCCAUGGAGCCCGAUGGGACGUACGAGCCCGGCUUUGUAGGGAUUCGCUUCUGUCAGGAGUGUAACAACAUGCUCUACCCCAAAGAAGACAAGGAGAACCGUAUCCUUCUCUACGCGUGUCGAAACUGUGACUACCAACAGGAAGCGGACAACAGUUGCAUCUACGUAAAUAAGAUCACCCACGAAGUAGAUGAGCUAACCCAGAUCAUCGCAGACGUGUCACAGGAUCCUACCCUGCCCAGGACGGAGGACCACCCGUGCCAGAAGUGUGGCCACAAGGAGGCAGUGUUUUUCCAGUCCCACAGUGCUCGGGCUGAGGAUGCUAUGAGGCUCUACUAUGUGUGCACAGCUCCCCACUGUGGCCAUCGAUGGACAGAGUAACCCAAACCCCUCUCCAACACAGGAUUUCUUGAUAAAGGAAUUUAUUUUUGUC